AUGGACCCCCGCCCACUCCCCUGCGCCCUGGUGCUGCUGGGCAUCAGUCUGGCGCUGGCGCUGGGCUCCGCGCCUGCUCAGGGAGCCCCAGAGAAGCUGUGCGGCUACCACUUCGUGCGCGCGCUGGUGCGGGAGUGCGGGGGCCCGCGCUGGUCCUCGGAGGACGGGCGGCGAGUGGCCGGCGGCGACCGGGAGCUGCUGCAGUGGCUGGAUGGACGACACCUCCAGGGGCUGGUGGCCGAUGAGGACCCCAAACUGGUUCUCAUCCCACAGCCCCUGCCCCAGGCCCCUCGCCAUCACCGCCACCACCGGGCAGCCGCCACCAACCCUGCACAUUAUUGCUGCCUCAGUGGCUGCACCCGGGAACACCUGUUGACCCUGUGUCCUCACUGAACCCCCACUGGGUGCGGAUCUGGAGACCCCGGGGAGCUGAUCUGGCGGGCUCUGGGAGCCACCCGGCGCAUAAACCCCAUCUGGGAGGGCGGUACCCAGCACUCCCCACCUUCCCGGGCCACCUUCCUCUGUAGGGCCAACUGCAAAACAAAUAAAUAAAAAUAAAAAUAAAAAAUCACACCUUCACCCUGGCUUGCAGGGUUCUUGGUCUCACAGAGAUGCCGGAAACUGAGGGCCCAAUGUUCUCACCUCUAAGGAGUCCCAGGCACCGCCACCCUCCCCGCAUCCGUGACACCCUGGUCAAUGUCUCCCUAAUAGUAAAUAAAUGAAGCUCUUGCAAAAUCUGAAA
Molecule: messenger RNA, 742 nt
Organism: Hyaena hyaena (striped hyena)
Lineage: Eukaryota; Metazoa; Chordata; Mammalia; Carnivora; Hyaenidae
Gene: INSL3
Product: insulin like 3
Exons: 2
Coding region: 1-393 (130 amino acids)
Biological process (GO): adenylate cyclase-inhibiting G protein-coupled receptor signaling pathway
Cellular component (GO): extracellular region
Molecular function (GO): G protein-coupled receptor binding; hormone activity
Source: RefSeq, a predicted model, not a curated record